Elephantulus edwardii (Cape elephant shrew) is the source of this 988-nucleotide messenger RNA. RefSeq names its product arginase 1 (gene ARG1). Bases 17 to 988 code for a protein of 323 amino acids. The record is from RefSeq and is a predicted model, not a curated record. Gene Ontology annotation, molecular function: manganese ion binding; arginase activity. Lineage: Eukaryota; Metazoa; Chordata; Mammalia; Macroscelidea; Macroscelididae. Gene Ontology annotation, cellular component: nucleus; cytoplasm; cytosol. The transcript has 8 exons.
AGAGACGUGUCAGAGGAUGAGUGCAAAGUCCAUCAACAUAGGGCUUGUGGGAGCUCCCUUCUCAAAGGGCCAGCCGCGAGGAGGGGUGGAAGAAGGCCCUACUGUACUGAGAAAGGCUGGUCUAGUAGAGAAACUUAAAGAUCAAGGAUGUGAUGUGAAAGAUUAUGGCGACCUGCACUUUCCUGUUGUCCCUAAUGACACCCCCUUUCAAAUCGUGAAGAAUCCCAGGUCGGUGGGCAAAGCUAAUGAGCAGCUGGCUGCCAUGGUGGCAGAUGUGAAGACAAGCGGGAGAACCAGCGUGGUGCUCGGCGGGGAUCACAGUUUAGCAAUUGGCAGCAUCUCUGGACACGCCAGAGUCCACCCUGAUCUCUGUGUCAUCUGGGUGGAUGCUCACACCGAUAUCAACACUCCAGAGACAACCACCAGUGGGAACUUGCAUGGACAACCUGUAUCUUUUCUCCUGAAGGAACUAAAGGGAAUGAUCCCUGAUGUACCUGGAUUCUCUUGGGUGACCCCAUGCAUAUCUGCUAAAGACAUAGUAUACAUUGGCUUGAGAGAUGUGGACCCUGGUGAACACUACAUUUUGAAAAAAUUUGGCAUUAAGUACUUUUCAAUGAGUGAAGUGGAUAAAAUGGGAAUUGGCAAGGUGAUGGAAGAAACAUUCAGCUAUUUACUAGGAAGAAAGAAGAGGCCAAUCCAUCUGAGUUUUGAUGUUGAUGGAAUGGAUCCGUCCGUCACACCAGCUACUGGCACACCAGUCCAGGGAGGUCUGUCUUACAGAGAAGGUCUCUACAUUACAGAGGAGAUUUACAAAACAGGCCUGCUCUCAGGGUUAGACAUAAUGGAAGUGAAUCCGUCUCUGGGGAAGACGCCUGAAGAAGUGACUCGGACAGUGAACGCAGCAAUAGGAGUAACUCAGGCUUGUUUUGGAGUUGCUCGAGAAGGUAAUCACACUGAAGCCCAAUACCCUAUCAGAGCACCUAAGUAA